AGGGCAAUUGUAUACCUGAUUUCGAAUGUGAGGAAUGUUCUGUGUGCUCGGCAGUUGCAAAAAAAGAUUGGCAGAUGUUUAUCCUCCUUGUUCUACGUACGAGCAGUUCAUUAAUCGAUGUAUCUUCUCACAUCAGAAACCUUCAACAAAUUUGCAUUCCUGUGAACAAGUAACCAUUUACCCCCUCUCUCCCAGUAUAUGUGGCGUUGUUUUAUUCAUUGUGUCUUUUCACAAGUGCAGCAAAAGAAACCCAACAGUCUUGCAUUAUUUCGAAGGACAAGAGUUGAGACUCGUAUUGGGUUCCAAGCGAUUUCUUUGCCCCCCAAGCGAUUUCUCUGGGGGCAAAGCCUCACAGUUGUUCUUUGCCAAAAAUAAGUGGGUCUGUUUUCGAGAUUCGAUGUUGAAUAGAGGGUUAGAGGGCUAUAGAUUGCUAUCGCACCACGGAGUCGGAUUAGGUUCGUUCCAAGCCUGGUCGUCAGCGGUCCUGCGGACCGUGCACGUGAAAGUUAUUUGUGCAUUCGUCGACGUUUGGCUGAAUAGCGAAAGCCGGCAACCUCAUCAUGAGAGUUAUUCGGCUUGCAACGAACCUGGAGUCGGAUUGUGGCGGAUGUGUGCGGAUGCUGCUGAGCUACUUGACCUGUGAAUAGAAUUUCGAAACAAGCACCCCAUGUGAGACCUACUUGGGAAUGGAGAAGCCAAAGGCCCCCUCCGAACCAGACGAAGGAGGCUCACAUACGUCCCGGAGGUGUCGAAGCACGAUCCUGGUCUCAGCGCUACCUGCAACUACACUUGCUACAUUUCUCAGUGGCUCUAUCAUUUCACAUUGAUUACAGCCUCAGCUGUUC
Molecule: messenger RNA, 845 nt
Organism: Lentinula edodes (shiitake mushroom)
Lineage: Eukaryota; Fungi; Basidiomycota; Agaricomycetes; Agaricales; Omphalotaceae
Exons: 1
Coding region: 35-643 (202 amino acids)
Source: RefSeq, a predicted model, not a curated record